This is a messenger RNA of Patiria miniata (bat star), 1505 nucleotides long. Its product is annotated as LYR motif-containing protein 9-like. The record is from RefSeq and is a predicted model, not a curated record. The transcript has 3 exons. Lineage: Eukaryota; Metazoa; Echinodermata; Asteroidea; Valvatida; Asterinidae. Bases 47 to 283 code for a protein of 78 amino acids.
GGGCGCACUUGCAAACUAGCAGUGCUGCGAUGAGCUACAUUUAGAAAUGGGGACGUCGACAGCAAGCAUCAAAACAUCAAAACAGUUGUACAAGUAUCUUCUAAGAGCUUGUGAAAAGUUGCCUAGAGAGGCCCACAGUCACUACAAACAUCAUGUCAGACAGGGUUUCCGUAGCCAUGCUGAUGAAUUGGAUUCGAUGAGGAUCAAACAGAUUAUCGCGAGGGCAAUGCAAGAUGCAGAAUGGGUCCUCAAUAAGUAUGCAGACAAAGACAGCAAGACGUGACAAUGUCUCCCUUUCAUUGGAUAGUGCUGGUGUACGGUAGCUGAAAUGUUGGACAGCAUUUUUCUCUCAAAACCUGGACUUGUCAUCUUUUUGUUCUACAAUCCCGAGCAAGUUGGAAGCAGGCUACUUGGACAUGAUGUUGGAGUUUGCUGUUGAAUUUGACGGCCUUAAAAACAAUUGUGUUUGUUGCAAAUCCUGAACAGUGUGGACACAGACUGAUGGGGAAAUAUGCUGGGUUUAUAGCAGAAUGAGCUUUGCCUACCCUUUGGAAGUUUGAAUCGUGUUGUAGCUUAUUCAGGUAUCGGAAUCAAGAUUUGAAGGGAGUAAUCGCAACAUUUCCCCAGUUUUCACAUCUUAAAUGCUGUUACAUAAUAUUACAAACAAAAUGUAUUGCAUAUCCCAAUGAUCCAAAUUUCCUUGAAAUGCUUGGAGUUGUUUAUUUUAAUACUGUAACAAGCAUCGCUAGUUAACAACCAUGCAGCAGGGGUCUGGUCCAAGGAUGUUCGAUCCCUGUGAAUGCGGUGGAAGGCCCCAGCCCCCAGCAAUAACCUUGCGAAACCCUGUGAAAUAAUACCUUGUGGAUUGGGUGGAUGGGGUGAAUUAAUUUCACAACAACAAAAAAAUGAUAAGAAACGGGUGAAUUCUUUGACUAAUAUACUGGUCCCAUCUUCCAUUAAUUAAGAAGACGUAGAUCUGUGGGUUUUAUUAAAUCCUGCUUGUUCUCCCAUGGCCGGCCAUAGGCUUGUACUCGACUCGUAGCUCACUGUGUGUGCAUUCUUAGUUCCCUACUGAAACAUGCACAAAGUUAAUAGCAUUAUGAUCUACCAUUGCCACGCAGUGUCUUGGGGACACACCCACUAAAAACUGUAAGCCAAUCAGAUUUUAGAUGCAUUUACAUGGCAUACAUGUACAAAGCUAAUAGCCCUGUCAUAAUCUACCAUUGCCUGAUGCAUGUCCUGCCUAGCCUGCUGUGACUUGGGAGCACGCCCCUUCAGAACUCUUGGCCAAUCAUGACUAGUGAUCCUGAUGGCGUGAUGCUUAGCAAGAGUUAGUGCUAACAUGUUCCAAACAUACAGAUGGUGACCUCUCGCCUAAGUAAUAUUAAAAGACUCGCCAAUACAAUUAAUCGACUUCAUCAGUUACUUUUGCUGUAUGUAAUAUUCUGAAUCACCAUGUCAGGAGAUGUGAUAUAAUAAAAUGGAUUGUUGGAUCAUUCAGUCAA